Molecule: messenger RNA, 4561 nt
Organism: Oryzias melastigma (Indian medaka)
Lineage: Eukaryota; Metazoa; Chordata; Actinopteri; Beloniformes; Adrianichthyidae
Product: apoptosis inducing factor mitochondria associated 3
Exons: 21
Coding region: 1828-3648 (606 amino acids)
Biological process (GO): execution phase of apoptosis
Cellular component (GO): cytoplasm; mitochondrion
Molecular function (GO): flavin adenine dinucleotide binding; 2 iron, 2 sulfur cluster binding; oxidoreductase activity, acting on NAD(P)H
Source: RefSeq, a predicted model, not a curated record
GUUCAAAACUAAUGUUUUAAUGUAUUCAUACCUAUAAUUUUUAGUCUCUAAAAAUGACAAAAAAUAUCCAAUAACCAAUUACGGGAUUACUGAAAGACUGAGUCAACUUUUCACUCUCAAUAGAGAAUGUGUUUUUAUUUCACUUCAAAAGUGUAAAGGGAAAAUAUUGUGGCUGAACAGAAAACUCCAGGGAUGUCCACAUAUCACAGAAUGUCCUAUACUGAUGUCCAACUGUGAGCCCACUGUAAAGAACAGGAGCAAACAGUCUGACAAGGGUUGCAUUCCACCGCUGCAGUUUUCCCGCAUCCAACUAUGUGUUAAAGAGGUUGUCUUGGUGGUAUACAAUGCUAUAUAUAUAUUUUGACCUUUUGCCUUAAGGAUUGGGUUUUUCUCCACUUUUUUCUGGUGCAGCCCUUCUCUUUUUACUCCUGCAGAUGAAAUUCCUGAGAGUCCUGUGAUGUGACAGUGAUGUAAGACACCCAUCUCUGCACUCUGGAAGAGCCUGAUCAGCUGUACUAUCGUGCGCCGCCUCUCCUGGCUUCCACUCAGCUGUGCUUUUACACGUGCCUGCGCAGAAGAACCAACAAAAACACAGACUCUGCAGUGCAUGUGAAUGUCAUCUGUCAGCACCCUGCGGGAAGACAUUGUGUGUUUCUUUUUAGCAAUCUGUUGUUUAACCAGAUAACAUGUCAUGUCUUGGAAUAAUAAGAAGGUUUUUUUUAAGAAUUGUCUGCGAAGUUUGUUAUCAAUAUUCAUAGAAACAAAUCUGUAGAUUAUCAGGGGGUGACCUAGUUCUUAUGGGACAGUUUCUGCUAGCCUGGGUGAAUGGAAAUAUCCUGGGAGCUCAUUUCUAUAAGACUCAGUAUACCCCUUUAAUCCUGCUGCACCUUACCUCCUGACUGAAACUGGAAUUACUGCAACAACUGCACUUUCACUCUUUGUCGUUCUGCUGAUCACAGAGGAAGAAAGUGAGAGCUGCGCAGCUAUUUGCAUGGCUCUCUCUGGUUCUUGCGUGAGUCCCUGAGGUCAAAGGGAGAACUGUAAGGGUUUAGCAUCAGUCAAUAUCCUUGCGAAAGCACGUGUGUGCGGCAGCAUGCAAAGCAAGCAAGCAGGCGGCAGUGCAGUGAGUGGGCAGCCAGCUCAGGCUAUGCAGUGAGGAAAGCAGCGAGUCUUUGAUCCGCUCGAACUUGUAAAUCUUUGACAUCUGAAAGAGAAGCUGAACGAUUCGAGCAGCUGAGAGAAACAGGGGGUGUCUAUGCUUUGGAAAGAGAGGAGGAGUGGGAGGACGGGAGAGGGGAACGGUGAGGAUUCAUGCUGUGUUAGCAUCCCCUCAGCAACUCCAUCAAUACUGCAUACAGCUGAGGAGCUGACAAAGGUCCCGCAUGCUGCAGUUUCAGGCUCGGACAGAGAGUGACUCCAACAACCGGACGGCUCAGAGGGGGGCUCCAGGAGAGGCAGAGCACACAUUCACAGGAGAUUCUGCCUCACCAGAGAGAACAGAAAAAGAAGGAACAAACUGUGUGGAAAUACUUCAACAAAGACAACUGAGAGAGAGGGACUUAAGCAAAUAUGCUACCAUGCUCUGGAGGGGAACCUGAGCACCCGGGAGCCUGACAGGAUCUGAGCGCACCUGCUCCACGCACACCGGUUAUGUGGUGUUGCUGACUUGUGCAAUGGCCAUCCUGGACCUGCAGGUUCUGAUUCCACUAGUUCUGUCUUACUGUUCCCUCCCCACCAAGCACCUGGGCCCCAGGCUCUGACCACGCCCCAGCCCCUUCCCCCUCCUUCCCUCCCUCACCCCUGGCAUCCCUCAUUCCUGGGCCCACCAUGGGAGGAUGCUUCUCCAAACCCAAAGCAGUUGAAGUUAAAGUGGAACUCUCACUACUGGAAAAAGAAAAAGAGGUGGACGGCUUGUCGCCAAACGGCAAAGCGAGUCCUUUUGCCGACUGUCGACCAAACGGGGCGCUGGGACACGGGUCCGAGGACGACUCGGGCCUUCUCCCACUCAACCUCAAAACACGGGACUAUGUGGAGGCCUCCGUUUGUCAUGUUAAAGAUCUGGAAAAUGGACAGAUGCGGGAGGUCGAUCUGGGAAGCGGCAGAGCUCUGCUGAUCAAAGAACAUGGGGAGUUCUUUGCUAUGGGCCACAAGUGUCCCCACUAUGGGGCACCUUUGGUCAAAGGUGUGCUGUCAAAAGGACACGUGCGAUGUCCCUGGCACGGCGCCUGUUUUAAUGUCACAACAGGAGACAUUGAGGAUUUUCCUGGUCUGGAUAGUCUCCCCGUCUUCCAGGUCAGAGUUGAGAAGGAGAAGGUCAUUAUUCGUGCUAACAAGCAGGCUCUUCAAUCACAGAAAAGAUCAAAACCAAUGGCAAGAUGUUCAUCUGUUAUUCACUCCAGCGCAGGUUUCAGCCAUGUUCUCAUCAUUGGCUCAGGACCGGCAGCUCUGGUGUGUGCAGAGACUCUGAGGCAGGAGGGCUUCACUGAUCGCAUUGUCAUGUGCACCAUGGACAGACAUCCUCCUUAUGACAGACCUAAACUGAGUAAGUCCUUAGAAAGCACAGCGGAACAGCUGAGGCUGCGCUCUGUGGACUUCCUGCAGGACCAUGACAUUGAAUUGCUCACAGAGAAAGAGGUUGCAGCAGUAGAUGUGAAGACUCGAACUGUGACCUUUGAGGACGGCUUAAAGAUGGAGUACAGGAAACUCUUUAUUGCUACAGGAAGCAAACCAAAACCGAUGAACUAUAAGGGCAAAGAGGUCAAGAACGUGUUCCACCUCCAGACGCCUGAAGAUGCAAACAGCAUAGCCAGGCUAGCCAACAACAAGAAUGCAGUGAUUGUAGGAACAUCAUUUGUUGGUAUGGAGGUGGCUGCAGCUCUGACUGACAAGGCCCACUCAGUGUCUGUCAUUGGCAUCGAGUCCCUGCCUUUUAAAAAAGCUCUUGGAGAAAAAGUCGGCAAAGUCAUAAUGAAGCUGUUUGAGGCCAACAGAGUGAAGUUCUACAUGCUGAACGAGGUGUCAGAGAUGAUUGGCCAUCAUGGACAGCUGAAAGAGGUUGUUUUGAAGAGUGGGAAAGUCCUCCGAGCAGAUGUGUGUGUCAUAGGAGCAGGUAGUGUUCCUGCGUCAGGCUUUUUGAAGCAGAGCGGCAUCCACCUGGACUCUAAGGGUUUUAUCACUGUAAACAAGAUGAUGCAGACAAACGUUGAAGGGGUCUUUGCUGGAGGUGAUGUGGUGACGUUUCCAUUCCCUCCGCGCAACAACAAGAAGGUGAACAUCCCUCACUGGCAGAUGGCUCAUGUGCACGGCAGGGUGGCAGCUCUCAGCAUGAUGGGUAGAGCCGCUGAGGCCAAAACCGUGCCUUACUUCUGGUCAGCCAUGUUUGGGAAGACCAUUCGCUAUGCAGGUUAUGGUGAUGGAUUUGAUGAUGUCAUUAUACAAGGGGACCUGGAUGAACUGCGAUUUGUAGCAUUUUAUACCAGGAGUGAGGAGGUGGUUGCUGUUGCCAGCAUGAACUACGAUCCCAUCGUAUCUAGAGUUGCAGAGGUACUUGGAUCUGGAAAGACCAUAAAAAAGCGAGAUGUGGAGAUGUUAGCACGACUCGGCAAGACUGGAGAUAUUUCUUGGUUGAUUGACAAAGGCUCCCAUUGACUUCACAUCUACAGCUUCAAAAGGACCCAGUGGACAACACGACAUGGACACCUAUGGUGCUGAGAUUCUGAGCAGCUAUUCUAUUCACACAGACACACGGAGGACACGUGGCUGUGUCUGUCGGGGGGCGGACCUUAACCUGAAACAUCUCAACUUGAACAUUUACAUGUUAUUGAUGUUUCACAGCAAUACUGGAAUCAGCCUCUGCGCUGUAAAAGAUGUAUCUACCUGUAUACUUUUGUUUAUAAGAAAGCCAAGGAAGGCCAUUGACAUUUUAUAUAAUGUAAAUAACUGUAAUCCUAAAUGGAAUGUAACAAAAUAAGAGCAUUUAGUUUCAACUGAAUACUAAGCUAUGUGUUUGCAAACAGAAUUACAUUUGCAUGGUAUAAUCGAACGUACCAUAAAAGAUCUCGAAGCAAAGUCCACAAAGUAGGGAAGUUUGAUAAUACAGCCACAAAAAAUACAUCAUUUGCAAGAAAAUCGCUUUGAAUGCAGCUUUAACUUUUGACUAAUUGCUCAAACUUCAACAUACUUCUUUAUUGGUUGCCUUCUUAGCAUGUUUCACUUCUGACAUGAAAUUAUAAGCUAAUUUUGGCACAAAAUGUUACCAUACCAAGCUAUAAAUAUUUUUUUUUUUUAUGAUUGGCACCUUCAUAGGGAAAUGUAUUGUUACUCAGGGAACUGAGGGCCCCCAGUUGUUACAAUUUCACUAGAUCUUCUAUUUUUUCUCUUUGAAAUGCUUGUAAAGUUUUAAGGCAUUCAACAGAUGUUUGAUUAUUUUCUGGAAGAUCUUUGUCGAAGUCUCGACACUGAAGCUCUACAGCAAAUGGAAAGGAUUGUUCUUCCUCCUGAAAAGCGUCACGAGGCAUUUUUGUAAUUAAACCAUGAAAUAAAAAGUCAUGCAAACACUAAA